ACCGCCGGAUGUGACGUUCAGGACAAAGACCGUCCGUUUUUUGGGGUUGGCAUGGAUUUCGCAUGAUAAACCGAACUUCGUGCGCCCUGUUUGAACUUUUCUUGUAUAAUAACCCUUUAUCCUAAGUGUAAGUCGUCCCACUGAGCCGUUAUGGCGGUGAACAUAAUCAAGCUUGCAAAUAUUAGCCGUGGCUGCUAAACGAGCUUCUACGUACUGCUCGUCUUUUGGGGAAAUGUCCGCCAGGAAAGGGGAAGAAAAUGAAGAGAAAAGUGUCCAGAUUAAGACCCAGUCCGAACGAAGAGGCUCGGAUAAUCCGAGAGGAGCAAGAAAGGAGAAGAAAGCUGCGGAUACAGCAGGUGCGGGAGCAGCAGCGGUACAUUGCAUUGCAGAUCCGCCGAGAGGUUGAGCAGAGGAGGCAGUACGAGCUGCAACGACUGGAGCAGGAACUGAGGAAGGAGUGGGAGGAUGAGCAGAGGGAGAAGCUCCAUAAGCUGCAGAGGUUAUACCAAGAGAGCCUCCAGCUACUUGGCCAGGGGCACAGGAGUGCAAAAGAAAAUGAACCUGACCUGGCAGCCAUAGCUCAGAGGGAGGAGGAGAAUCACACCAAAGCAGAGGAACGUUAUCGAGAAGCCCUGAAGGAGCUCAAAUCACAGAGAAUUAAAGACCAAGAGAAGCAAAACCAAUUCAUCAAUACCAGGAAGAAGGCACUACAGGCAGAAAAGGAAAGAUCAGCAAAAGUGGCCAGUCUCCCUUUGCCUCCUCCAAAUCCCAUUCAGCAGAACGUCAGUCCCAAAAAGCCACAUAUUGUAAGGAGAUCUGAUGUGAGCGCCUUUGCUACCACACAUUACCACAUGUACAAGAGCACAGUGGACAGAGAGGUGGACAUAAACCAGCCUAAUGCCCAUGAGGAAGCUGAGCUACAUGUAAGAAGACAGCAGGACUUGGAGAAGGAGGAAAGGAGGAAGAGAGAAGAGCAGCUGGAGAAGGCUCGUCUCAGAGGGAGGCAGGCUCUGAGGAAGGAACAGCUCAUGCAGGAUCGUGAGCGUUUGUUGGUUGAACUGGAGCACAUGCAGCAGUCAGACCUGCUGAGGAGAAGACAACAGGUGUCACAAAUGCCUCCUCAGAUCUUCCAGCCUCUGUACAAGAGACAGGAGAUGCGGGAGGACUUCCAGAGGGAGAUGGAGUUUGCCUUUGAGGACAUGUACACUGGAGAGAGGAGGGUUAAAGGUGACCUGGUGGUCCAGCUGGCACCCGAGCCUCUUCCAGCCCACUCCACAAGCAGCCAGGACCAAGAGCUGGAUGUCACACUGGAUGAAAUCGCCACACCUGAAACAAAAAACACACAAUAUGACAGAGAGCAAGAACCUGGAGGCACUGAGCAGGAAACAGCUGCUGAAGUGGAACCCCCGAAACUUGCUCCUAGACGAGCAUUAAAGAAACUCCUGGAUCGUAUCAGGAUCCAAAGGAACCAGUGGACUGACCACAGCAGUUGCAGCUCUGCUGCUGAUUCACCAGCCCUGAUCAGAGAUCAGAUCCCAGAGCGUGACACAACUAUUGAAACAGGUUCUCUGAUCAGUGGGGAAAGAGACAAAUGGACUCCAAUCGCGCUCCGGGAGGCUGCCUGCUCUCCACCAGCAACAUCGGAGAAAAUGCUAGUGCCAUCGUCAGCUUCAGAUACUCAGCUUCCGGAUGUUCUGGCCAAGAGAAUCCAAGAGUUUGAAGAAGAACAAAAGAAACGGGAAGAGGAGCUUGAGAUGGAGAAACAGCAGCAGAUGUCUCUGCUGCAAGACCUGGAAGAGCAGAAGGCCAAGUUGGAGCAGAUGUUGCUUGAAGCUCAGCAGGAGAGAGAAUGUCUGAAGGCUGCUGUGACCCAAGAAGAACCAAUUAUCCAACCAGAAGUCCCUGUUCAUGUCCAUGAUGUCAUCUCUGACACCCCUAAUUUAGCCACUGACGUAGUGCAUCCUGCAGGUAAAGAUGACCACAGCCGAAGGAUCAGAGAAUACCAGCAGCGAUUGAUAGAACAAAACAGAAUGCACCAAAGAGUAGAAGUGGCUCGCCAGUGCCUGGAGGAAUACCAGCGAGCUCUACAAAUUCGUUACAACAUGACCGCCACUUCGUUGCUGCCUGCUGUCGUGCCUCCAGGCCUCAAUCACCCACCCCUGCACAACACACAGUGUCUUCAUCUUCCAGGUCAUGUACAGGUUCCGCCAGCUCCUGCAGGGCCUGUGAACAAUCAUGUUAUACCGCAAAUGUCUGUGGAAGUUUCCACAGGAGAGUCUGACACAUUAACUUCACUUCCCAUCCUACCUGAUUUCAGUCUGGCUUCCAAGCCGCUGCCAGAUGAAGAUGAAUCUGUCUCAGAUGGUCUGAGAUACCAGAGACUAAAUGUCACUUCCUGGCUGACUGACAGCAUAAUGGAGAAAGUAACAGAGCACCUUCCAGAGAGAGUGAGACCCCUGUCAGUCACCAAAGAGCCGCUACCUUACAAACUAUAUACAAAACCUCACUCAAGUGAAGGCCCACUGCAGCCAUCUUGUGAACCCAUCCAAGCCAUGAGAUCAAAUGUCAAAGAGGUUACACCUCUGGUUCCAGGCCAUGAGCUGGCUGAGCCACUUGCUUCUCUGUACACUGAGUCUCUAAGCAUUAGAGAGGAUGACAUGCAGAGGCAGAGACGAGAGCUGCAGGAAGCCCAGAGACGAGUACUGGAGCAGAGGGAGGCAAUGAUGCUGCAACAGAGGCAACAGGAAGAGGCAAGGUGGAGACAGGAAGUGGAGAUGGCACAGAUGAGGAGACAAAAGGAGACAUUGCAGGCUCUGAUUAAUGCUGAUGCAAAACCAGUUUCUCAGCCUGAUGGUGAAACGGUGGUUUCAGAGAACACUAAUCAGAAACGCCUCCAGUUACUUGCAUCCCUGCUGAAGGCCAUAGAGGAGUCUAAUGGAGGAACGUUAUCACACCUAGAAGACUCUAAGGAGAAAGACACUUUCUCUGAACAGCAGCUGUCUAACAGCAGUCAAACAGUUCAGAGUGAUGUUGCUGCUGGACCUACCCUGCCAUCAGUCCUCCACUCAGGAAUCCUCCACCCUCCACGAGCAGCAAAGCCCCCCGUGACACGUGUCAGGCUGGGUUUCUUGGAGAUGAUGACUGAACAGCAUGAGCUCAGUGCUAUUCAGGAGGUGGAGACUUCAGUUGACACCAGCCAACACACAGGCCCAGAUGAUGGUGCGACAGUUCCUUCUCACGCUGCACACUCGGAUCAGCAGGAGGAGUUGGAAUCAUCUGUGGUUUCUGACAGGACUCUGCAGACACCCUCAGCAUCCAGCAGUGGACAGAAGACAUCUGAAAGAUCAGCCAGCUUGGGCACAAGCUCAGGGAGAUCCAGCCUCUGGAGAGAGAGACUGCUGCUGUCAGGGGCGGCGGCGUCUCCAGAAUCCUCCAUCUCUGAUUUGGUCCCAAGAAGAAAGUCCCCAAUUUCCUCUGACUCUGGGAGAGGAGCAGACUUCUUUGGUCCUCCAGUAACGAGCUACAGAUCCCCCACAGAGUCUCCAAACAGGCCUCGAGGGUCUGACAGCCUCUCCUCUACCAGCAUCUCCACCGGCAGCUACAUCACCACUGACUCAGAGCAGAACGUAAACACCGAUAAAUCUCUUCCCCAUAAACACACUGAAGGACAAGAAAGUGGAGAUUUACGAGGCAUCUCUUCUCUGUCUGGUCAGAGCUUAUGUUUGAAGGAAAGCUCACCAGCUGGCCCUCCUGGUCUGUCGGUAGACUCUGUGUUCAAUGACAGCAGUAUUCAGUGCAUUAUAGACAAAUAUACAAGGGAACUUGACCUUUCCCUCAACAUGGCUGGAAAAACAGACAGUGAAGGCUCACGUUUGGCGGAAACCAGUGCUUUGGUCUCUCAGCAGUCUUUGGUUCGAGUCUUGGAGAGGAGAGGGGAGGACAAAAGCUCCAGACGACAUCAAUCUCUUCUCUCAGGCGCAGCAGGAACACAGAGGAGGGCCCUGGAAGUGCACAAUAGAGUCAAUCCCAAUGUGGAGGAGUUCUCUGGUGAGGUCUUAUCACCAGCUGAGGACCACAAGCAGGCUUCUUUCCGGCCUCUGAUUGGCCAGUUAGCAGACCAGUCAUCCUGCCUUGCUGCUGACCGGCCUCUGAUUGACCAGUUAGCAGACCAGUCAUCCUGCCUUGCUGCUGACCAGCCUCUGAUUGGCCAGUUAGCAGACCAGUCAUCCUGCCUUGCUGCUGACCAGAGAAACACGGCCCUGGAGCAGCUGGUUGGUCAUCCAUCGGCUCACUCAUCAAUGAUUGGUCACUCUCCGGGUCAGUUGUUCUCCCUGAGCAUGGGUCAAGGUGGAUGGGAUUCUACUCUGAGUCGGAUGAUUGGUCGGUUCUCCCAUCAGUCCAGCUCUCACUGGCUGAGCAGUGUGCAAGACUUUUAUGCAGGUCACCUGAUAGGUCAGAUGGUGUCACAUCAGUUGACCUCAUGGUUGGAUGAAGCUCCGGACGAGAGCCAGAUGAGACCCUUGGUAGGAGAGCUGGAUGAGUCCGCCGGCCAGUACAGUGGAAGCUCAGGUGAAAGAAGUCGUGUAGCUAUUUGUGUCUCAGAUGAGGUCAGUGUGCCAUCGCACCCAACGCUGCCUCCUGAAGUCUCGUCACACAGUGCCUCUGUUCCGGCUGUGAGCUCACAGACGCAGGAUUCGACACAGCAGAGCCCAACCAGUUUAACAGACCUCGACUCAGGCAGGGCUGAAGAGUUUGUAGGUUCAGAUUCGUUCCACCCGCUUUUGGCAGAGGUCACACACAAUGAAACAGCAGACCUCUCCAUGACCUUUCACCAGCCCAGACGCAGCGUGUACAGUUCUCCUGACGGACAUCCAGCCAGCAGGGACUGCAGUGUUACCACACCUGUAGAGUUUGAUUCACAUUCUGAUCCUUCGUCUGUGGAGUCUGAACCAUCGCCUGAGUGCCUUCGAGCGGAGGAGCCAAACCGCUGCACAGCGGCUUCAUCCACCUUACACGAAUCCUUCUUUCAGUUUAUUACCACCCAGUGCCAUCCCCAGGAGUCUGUCCUUAUAGUGUCUCCCACCAUGGGGACAGAUGUUGAGCAAACAGCUGUGAUUCUGUCAAAUUUAUCCAUGUGUGAUGAUACGCCUGCUCUGGUUGUGUCGCACCCAGAGGAAAGGCUUGAAGGCUUUGUUCCAUUCGGUGCUGAAGAAUGUCAGUCUGAUCAGGGUCCAAACCUGAGGAAUGCUUCUUCUAUCUCAGAUAAGAUACUGGAAGCAGCCAAAGAGAAGGGGAUCCUGGAGCAGUCCGAGAUCACUCUGGUGAGCCUGACGGACACCACGCUGCAGGACCAGGAGACCACCAUCACAGAGGAAGAGGAAGAGGCAGUUUGGGUAAUCAAGAAACCAGAUGGAAAAACUAAGGAAGGGCAGAAAGGCCAAAAGAUGGAGGGGGCCGAAUCUACAUUGAUACCCGAGGAGACUCCAACGAAUGACAGCCAAACACAUUCAGUGACAGUCCUAGAGUUUCACUGGGGUCUGGGCCAAAGCCACCAGGAGGUCAACCAUCACAAACUCGCAGCUCUGCUCCAGAGAUCCAACUGCAGGGUAGAGGAAAUCAAGGCCAAAGUUGCUCUUGCCAAAACUCAACGUGAGCUCCAAGCUUCAUCUGAAUCCAUUGAGCAGCCUAAAACUAAAACAUCUCAACCAGUCAUCCGUAAGGCAAAAACUAAAGCAGAGCCUCGGCACAAGGCCAGUAUGAAGUCAAAGGGAGGACAGGCCCCACAACAAAUGGGGAAAUCUGGUUUCAUCAAGGAGAAAAAACCCCAGCUUCUUCCACCAGUGAAUGUUUGUGGACCACAAAAGUUGGAUGAAGUGAAGAUCUGCUCGUUGGAGCAAUGGAAACACAAUCUUUCUGAGAUGCACCAAAGAACUCAAAGACUGUAUGAACAGCUGGAGGAGGUGAAGCAUCAAAAAGCCAUCAAGAGCCGACAGGAAGAUUAUGCAAAAAACAGACUGAAAGCUAAGGAGUUCCAUAAGAAAACCUUACAGAAGCUUCGUGCCAAGCAGACCCAACAGGGAUCGACUUUGAAUGUGUCAUAGUUUAUUUUGCAGAUGUUAUAGUUGUAUCAAUAAAGCAUUUUAAGUUAUUUGCAAUGAAACUGAAUCAGAUCAUUU
Molecule: messenger RNA, 6176 nt
Organism: Archocentrus centrarchus (flier cichlid)
Lineage: Eukaryota; Metazoa; Chordata; Actinopteri; Cichliformes; Cichlidae
Gene: cep295
Product: centrosomal protein 295
Exons: 29
Coding region: 258-6101 (1947 amino acids)
Biological process (GO): regulation of centriole replication
Cellular component (GO): centriole; cytosol; centrosome
Source: RefSeq, a predicted model, not a curated record